GCAAUCACACACAACGCCCCAAACACACCCAUUUCAGUGUAGUAAUCAGUGUAGCUCCACUUCCUGCUUCACUGUGAUCUCACUGUUUGGCAGCAGUACAACUCUCCUAAGAUGAGUUAUCCUGGAUACCCCUCUGGACCUGGUGGUUACCCACCCCAGGGUGGCGGUUACCCCCCUCAGCAGGGCAUGUACCCUCCCCAAGCCGGAGGAUACCCUCCACAGGCCGGUGGUUACCCUCCCCAGCCCGGGUACCCUCCAGCAGCAGGGGGUUACCCACAACAGCCCGGUGGCUAUCCCGCCCAGCCCGGGGGAUUCCCAGGGUACCCUCCCCAGGGUGGGGGGUAUCCACAGGGCCAACCUGGAGGCUAUCCAGGCAUGCCUCCUGCAGGUGGAUGGGCAGGCCAGCCUGGCUAUGGGAUGCCAGGAGGAGGGAUGCCCCAGGGUUACCCCGGUGGUCCGGCACCAGGCCAGCAGCCCAUGCCAGCUUACCCAGGGGCCGCUCCUGUCCCCAACCCCUCCAUGCCCACCAUGCCUGGAUAUGGAGGCGGAGCUCCGGCUGGACCUGGUGUACCUACAGGACCUGCAAUACCUGCUGUUAAUCGAGGUUUUCGAGGCACCAUAAAGGAUUAUCCUGGUGCUGACCCCCUCAGAGACGUGGAGGUUCUCCGCAAAGCCAUGAAGGGAUUUGGCACUGAUGAGAAUGCGAUCAUCGAGCUGUUGGGGAACCGUUCCGGUAAGCAGCGUGCGCCAUUGGUCAGAGCUUAUAAGACCACUUACGGCAAGGAUCUUAUCAGUGACCUGAAGUCAGAGUUGACUGGGAAUUUUGAGGCGCUGGUUCUGGCCAUGGUGAAGGGUCCAGCUGAGUAUGAUGCCUAUGAGCUGCAUAGCUCUAUAGCAGGUGCAGGGACAGACGAAGCCUGUCUGAUUGAGAUUCUGUCAUCUCGGAGCAACGCUGAGAUCCGGGAGAUCAACCAGAUUUAUAAAACAGAGUACAAGAAAACACUGGAGGACGCCAUCCAGCAUGACACUUCAGGUCAUUUCCGCAGACUGCUGGUUUCUCUCUGCCAGGGUAACCGUGAUGAGAGAGAGACUGUGGAUGUUGCGUUGGCCAAGCAGGACGCCCAGAAACUGUAUGCUGCGGGAGAGAAUAAAUUGGGAACAGAUGAGUCUCAGUUUAAUGCCAUCCUGUGUGCCCGCAGUAAGCCACACCUCAGACAAGUUUUCCAAGAGUACCAGCAGAUGUGUGGGAAGGACAUAGAGAAGAGUAUCUGCAGGGAGAUGUCUGGAGAUCUGGAGAGGGGUCUGCUGGCUGUGGUGAAGUGUCUUAAGAACACACCUGGCUACUUUGCUGAGAGACUCAACAAGGCCAUGAAGGGUGCAGGCACUAAGGACCGCACGCUGAUCCGUAUCAUGGUGACUCGCUCUGAUGUGGACAUGCUGGACAUCAGGCAGGAGUACAUACGUAACUUUGGAAAAUCUCUCUACACAGAUAUAUCUAGUGAUACUUCAGGAGACUAUAAGAAGCUGCUGCUGAAGCUGUGUGGAGGAAGUGACUGAGAGAGUGAGGAAGGAAGUCAGACCAUCAGAUGCCUGCCAAUCAUCCUCUCACCCACAUAUCCAUGGGCCGCAUUAGCUUUAGCUGCACUGGUGCCAAAUUAGCAUGGGCAUUAGCGUCCUAUUACCAUAGUGGCCCUUAAUUUUUUGUUAGCAUAACAAUGCAUGAAUAUAGAUAUAGGUAAAUAUAUGUAGAUUUAUAUACAGAUAUUGCAGAAAUUAUAUAUAUAUACACACACAGUGGUGCAUGUAUGCGUAUUUUGCAUUUUUAUAUUUCUAUCCAGUUAGAUCAGCUUGUAACCAAAAAUGGACCAUUUUACGUAUGCAAUCAACCUUUUUAAUUGCUUUAUCAAACUUAGAGGACAUUCAUAUGAGUUUUUUAAGACAUAAAAAUAUGUAUCAUUUUGCAUUUGUUUAACUAUCUGUUCAUUCCUGCUGUCUGUACACUUGCUGGCCAAUUUAUUGGAAACCCUUUCUUUUGUACUUUCAACACUCUCUGGUGACUUUAUUAGAAACCCCUGCCUUGAGUUUCAUCUCACUGGCCACUUUAUUAGAAACACCAACUAUGGACCAUCACUUUUUAUCAUCUUACCAGUUUAUAGAAAAGCAUUGUAAGUUCUGUCGACUCGGUGGCCACUUUAUUGGAAACCCAUACCUUAAACUACCACUUUCUGGCCACUUUAACGGAAACCAGUACCUUAUUAUACCACUCACUGGCCACUUUAUUGGAAACCCCUACCUUAGGCUACCACUUCCUGGCCACUUUAUCGUAAACCCGUAGCUUAUUAUACCAAUCACCGGCCACUUUAUUAGAAACACCAAGUACGUACUAUCAAAUCUUAUCAUAUCAAGAGUUCAUAUAAAAGCCUUGUAUAGUUUGUCGACUCGCUGGCCACUUUAUUGGAAACCCCUGCCUUCAGUUCCUCUCACUGGCCGCUUUAUUAGAAACACCUACUAUGUACUAUCACUGUUUAUCAUCUUAGUAGUUCAUAGAACAGCCUUGUAUUGUGUUUUGACUUACUGGCCACUUUAUUGGAAACCCCUGCUUUUUUUUUUUUUGUCCCACCAAUUGGCCACUUUAUUGAUAACCCCUACUUUAUGCUACCACUUACGGGCCACUUUAUUGGAAACCUCUUGAUUGUAAGAGCUUUUCUUUUUUUCACUUUAUUAGAACCAUUUAGCAUGUACUAUCACUCACUGGCCACUUUAUUGUAAACACCUAUCUUGUACCUCUGCUCACUGGCCACUUUAUUGGAAACCCUUCGAUUCAUUUUUUUUACAAGACCAGACCAUCCAAAGCCUUUGAUAAUGGCACUGUGCCAGCAUGUCUCUUUGUUCAUAUUUCCAUUUUAUUCUGCAUUCAUUCCACUAAUUGAUUUCUAAUUAAUAACACUGAUUAAUAUUUUGAUACUGGUUUCAGACUUGCUUAUUCUUCUUUUCCUAAGUGAACUGCUGGGGUGUAGCUGGUUUGUCCAAUAGAGGGCAGCCCAGCUUCUCUGUUCCCAGGCCCGUCUCAUUCUCAGUCUCAGGGCUGUAAUAACCACUGUGUGCGCCCCCUGCUGGUGUAGUUCUGUACUCUGCUCUGCACACUGUUAACUUAAAGCAGCGGGUUGUGUACUAAUUCUGUGUGUGUGUGUGUGUAUGUGUGUGUUCUUUCACCUGGCUCUGAUGAAGAAGAGUUUCGAGAGUGAGGAAGAAUAAAACCUCUUCGCUCUUAAA
Messenger RNA from Astyanax mexicanus (Mexican tetra), 3273 nucleotides. RefSeq names its product annexin A11b (gene anxa11b). The transcript has 15 exons. NCBI's taxonomy places the organism in Eukaryota, Metazoa, Chordata, Actinopteri, Characiformes, Acestrorhamphidae. Gene Ontology annotation, molecular function: calcium ion binding; calcium-dependent phospholipid binding; phospholipase inhibitor activity. The coding region runs from base 112 to 1557 and encodes 481 amino acids. Gene Ontology annotation, cellular component: cytoplasm. Gene Ontology annotation, biological process: phagocytosis; cytokinetic process. The record is from RefSeq and is a predicted model, not a curated record.